GCGAGUCCCUGCGGGUUAGGGGCCCCCUCUGGAGCCAUCCUGAUGGCUUUGGGGGCCUUGCUUCCAUUUUCCAUUAUUAUGUGGACUACCGGAGCGACAGCGCAGUCCAAGACCUUGCAGGUUUGUGAUGAGGAGGGAGCACACAGCACACUUCUCCUUCUCCUCCUCCUCCUCCUGCUCCCGGCUCUCCUCCUCUCGCCGCCGAGCCAGCCGUAGACUUUAGAGAGCAACAUCCAGCUCCCAAAUCCAGGGCUGCUACAGCGGACCCGGCUAUUCAAAACGAAGGAAAAAAAAAUCCCACCCCAGAACAAGGGGCACAGGAGAAAAACAAACAAACAAACAAACAAAAACCAAACAACAACAAAAACAAACAACAAAAAAUUGGAGCUCUUUUUUUGUUUCAAAAAAUUAGUUUAGGGUUUUUUAAUUAUUUUUUUUUCAGGGCAGGAAGGUUGCUUUUUUUUCCUAAAAAAAAAAAAAAAAAAGUAUUUUUUUUCUUUGUAAUUAUUUUUCCAUUUACAACUGGCUUGACUCCGGUGGGCGAUUUUAGGGGGAAUAAUACUAGAGAGGUAUUUUUUUUGCAAGAUCUUGAUUAGAGGGGGGUUGUUUUCUUAAAAAAAAAAAAAAUUUCCCUUUCCUUUAUUUUUAUUUUUUUUUGCAAAUGGUCUAAAGCAUCGGUUUGUAAACAAAUCCAGAGGAUUUUUUUUUUACACUUUUUUUGGCAAAGCAAAUCCAAAAGCCAGGUUAUUUUCAGUAGUGGGUUUUUUUUUUGUUGUUUUUUGUUCUGUUUUAAUCGAAUAUGUAAAUUUUAGAGUUAAAAAAGAUAUCCUACCGAUUGGACUUAGUCUCACGGCUUUUUGCGGGGGGGGAUUCUUUUUUUUUUUGUUUAGAAUUUGAAAGUAUUUUGCUUGAUUCGGGGCUUUUUUUUUUUUUUUUUUUGAGUGGGGGGAUCGGAAAGGGAGGGGGGUGAAAGCUUGGAAAGUUUUGGUGCAGCUGCCUGAGCAAAGCGCUGAGCCCCCCAAGCAGCCGCCAGCGGAGACAAGGGAGGGAGGGCAGGAGAGAGAGCUGAGCAAGAGGAGUGUGAGACUUGUAGGGUCUCCCAUCGGUUAUAAGGAAGUGUAGUUUCUUUAUAGGGCUCACACUGAAACAACUUCAGCUGUUUGCUUUUAGGAUGUCUCGCCGCAAGCAAGCUAAACCAAGAUCACUCAAAGUAGAAGAAAAUGAAACAGAGGACCAGCAGGGAGGUGUGGGACAGACAGCUGCUCAGACUGACCCUAACUGUAAACUAGAAGACAAGGCAGAAGAUGGAGAAGUGAUAGAUUGUAAGAAAAGGCCGGAUGAAGGGGAGGAGUUAGAGGAAGAAGCUGUGCACAGCUGUGACAGCUGCCUCCAGGUGUUUGAGUCGCUGAGUGAUAUCACAGAACACAAGAUUAAUCAAUGUCAACUGACAGAUGGAGUGGAUGUUGAGGAUGACCCUACCUGCUCAUGGCCAGCUUCAUCCCCCUCCAGCAAAGACCAGACUUCACCCAGCCAUGGAGAAGGUUGUGAUUUUGGUGAAGAAGAAGGUGGCCCCGGAUUGCCCUAUCCAUGCCAGUUUUGUGACAAGUCAUUCAGCCGCCUCAGCUACUUAAAACAUCAUGAGCAAAGUCAUAGUGACAAACUCCCUUUCAAAUGCACGUAUUGCAGUCGCCUCUUUAAACACAAGCGAAGCCGAGACCGCCAUAUAAAACUUCACACAGGAGACAAGAAGUAUCACUGCAGUGAGUGUGACGCAGCAUUUUCAAGAAGCGAUCAUCUUAAAAUUCACUUAAAGACUCAUACGUCCAACAAGCCAUAUAAAUGUGCCAUUUGUAGACGUGGAUUCCUUUCGUCAAGUUCUCUGCAUGGUCACAUGCAGGUUCAUGAGAGGAACAAAGAUGGUUCUCAGUCUGCUUCUAGGAUGGAGGACUGGAAGAUGAAAGACACUCAGAAAUGCAGUCAGUGUGAGGAAGGCUUUGAUUUUCCUGAAGAUCUUCAGAAACACAUAGCAGAAUGUCACCCUGAGUGCUCUCCAAAUGAGGACAGGUCUGCUCUUCAGUGUGUUUACUGUCAUGAACUCUUUGUAGAGGAAACGUCUCUUGUAAAUCACAUGGAGCAGGCUCAUAAUGGUGAAAAGAAGAACUCAUGCAGCAUUUGCUCAGAGAACUUCCAUACUGUUGAAGAACUGUACAGCCACAUGGAUAGUCACCAGCAACCAGAAUCAUGCAAUCAUAGCAACAGCCCUUCUUUGGUAACUGUUGGUUACACCUCAGUAUCUAGUACCACUCCAGAUUCAAAUCUUUCAGUGGACAGUUCAACGAUGGUAGAAGCUGCUCCCCCAAUUACAAAGGGUCGUGGAAGAAAAAGGGCAGCCCAACAAGUACCAGACAUUACUGGUCCUUCAAGUAAACAAGCAAAGGUUACCUAUAGCUGCAUUUAUUGCAACAAACAGUUGUUUUCAAGCCUCGCAGUUCUGCAGAUACAUCUGAAAACUAUGCAUUUAGAUAAGCCUGAACAAGCCCAUAUUUGUCAGUAUUGCUUGGAGGUAUUACCCUCAUUGUACAAUCUGAAUGAACAUCUUAAGCAAGUCCAUGAAGCCCCCGACCCAGCAUUGAUUGUUUCUACCAUGCCUGCCAUGGUCUACCAGUGUAACUUCUGCUCUGAAGUAUUCAAUGACCUCAACACUCUUCAGGAACAUAUCCGUUGUUCUCAUGGUUUUGCAAACCCUGCUGCUAAGGACAGUAAUGCAUUUUUUUGUCCCCAUUGCUACAUGGGAUUUCUUACUGAUUCUUCUCUGGAAGAGCAUAUUAGACAAGUUCAUUGUGAUCUUAGCAGUUCCCGUUUUGGUUCCCCUGUACUCGGAACCCCAAAAGAUCCAGUAGUAGAGGUAUAUUCUUGUUCCUACUGCACAAAUUCUCCAAUAUUCAAUAGUGUUCUUAAAUUGAACAAGCAUAUCAAGGAGAACCAUAAGAACAUUCCCUUGGCACUGAAUUACAUCCACAAUGGAAAAAAAUCCAGAGCCAUGAGCCCCUUAUCUCCAGUAACUAUAGAGCAGACCUCUUUAAAGAUGAUGCAGGCUGUAGGUGGUGCUCCUCCACGUCCUGCAGGUGAAUAUAUUUGUAAUCAGUGCGGUGCUAAGUAUACUUCCCUGGAUGGUUUUCAAACUCAUUUAAAAACACACCUUGACACUGUCCUGCCAAAACUGACGUGCCCACAGUGCAACAAGGAGUUCCCAAAUCAAGAGUCUCUGCUGAAGCACGUAACAAUUCAUUUCAUGAUAACCUCUACCUACUAUAUCUGUGAAAGUUGUGACAAGCAAUUCACUUCGGUGGAUGACUUGCAGAAACACUUGCUUGACAUGCAUACGUUUGUAUUCUUUCGCUGCACCCUGUGUCAAGAGGUUUUUGACUCUAAAGUCUCCAUUCAGCUACACCUUGCUGUGAAGCAUAGCAAUGAAAAGAAGGUAUAUAGAUGCACGUCUUGUAACUGGGACUUCCGCAAUGAAACUGACCUGCAGCUGCAUGUUAAACAUAACCACCUGGAGAACCAAGGGAAAGUGCACAAGUGCAUUUUCUGUGGUGAGUCGUUUGGAACAGAGGUGGAGCUUCAGUGCCACAUUACUACACACAGCAAGAAGUACAACUGCAAGUUCUGCAGUAAAGCUUUCCAUGCUAUUAUCUUGCUGGAGAAACACCUGAGGGAAAAGCAUUGUGUUUUUGAAACUAAAACGCCAAACUGUGGAACCAAUGGAGCAUCGGAGCAAGUUCAGAAAGAGGAAGUGGAACUCCAAACCUUGCUGACAAAUAGUCAGGAGUCCCAUAACAGCCAUGAUGGCAGUGAAGAAGAUGUUGAUACAUCUGAGCCCAUGUAUGGAUGUGACAUUUGUGGAGCAGCUUACACAAUGGAGACUCUCCUGCAAAAUCACCAGCUUCGAGAUCACAAUAUCCGACCUGGAGAAAGUGCCAUAGUUAAGAAAAAGGCCGAACUCAUUAAAGGGAAUUACAAGUGUAACGUGUGUUCUAGAACCUUCUUCUCUGAAAACGGGCUCCGUGAGCACAUGCAGACGCACUUGGGACCAGUGAAACACUAUAUGUGCCCGAUAUGUGGUGAGCGGUUUCCGUCUCUUCUGACUCUUACUGAACAUAAAGUCACUCAUAGUAAGAGCCUGGAUACUGGAAACUGUAGAAUUUGCAAAAUGCCUCUCCAAAGCGAGGAGGAGUUUUUGGAGCAUUGCCAAAUGCACCCUGAUUUGAGAAAUUCCUUAACAGGAUUUCGCUGCGUGGUAUGCAUGCAAACGGUGACCUCUACCUUGGAGCUGAAAAUCCACGGGACAUUCCACAUGCAAAAAACAGGAAAUGGUUCUGCAGUGCAGACUACGGGGCGAGCACAGCAUCUUCAGAAACUGUACAAAUGUGCUUCUUGCCUGAAGGAAUUCCGUUCAAAACAGGAUUUAGUGAAACUUGACAUCAACGGUCUGCCAUAUGGUCUGUGUGCUAGCUGUGUUAAUCUCAGUAAAAGUGGUAGUCCAAGUGUCAACAUCCCUUCAAGCAGUAACAGACAAGGCCUGGGCCAGAAUGAGAACUUGAGUUCUAUUGAGAACAAAAGCAAGGCAGGGGGACUGAAGACACGUUGUUCUAGUUGCAAUGUUAAAUUUGAAUCAGAAAGUGAACUCCAGAAUCAUAUCCAGUCAAUCCACAGAGAGCUUGUUCCUGACAGCAACAGUACACAGCUGAAAACACCACAAGUAUCUCCAAUGCCCAGAAUCAGCCCCUCCCAAUCUGAAGAGAAGAAAACCUACCAGUGUAUCAAGUGUCAGAUGGUUUUCUACAAUGAAUGGGAUAUCCAGGUUCACGUUGCAAACCACAUGAUUGGAGAAAAGAUGAGAAGGAAGGUGAAAAUGAGGGAGGAUGUGGAAGAGGAGAUGAAGGAGGAGACAGGGUCAGAAACAGGAUCUUUCAACAAUAUGACACUCAGCCACAGAAGCCAACUUCAUAGAAGUCUCAUGCUACUCUUUCUUCAGUUCCUAGAGAAAAUCUUGCAGGAGUUGUUGUGGUGUAAAGAUGAAGGACUGAACCAUGAAUGCAAACUCUGCAAUCAGACAUUUGACUCUCCUGCCAAACUUCAAUGCCACCUGAUAGAACACAGCUUUGAAGGAAUGGGGGGCACUUUCAAAUGUCCAGUCUGCUUUACAGUGUUUGUUCAAGCAAACAAGUUGCAGCAGCAUAUUUUCUCAGCCCAUGGACAAGAGGACAAGAUCUACGACUGCACACAGUGUCCACAGAAAUUCUUCUUCCAGACAGAGCUGCAGAAUCAUACGAUGACCCAACAUAGCAGUUAGUGCAAGGCCCAUCUCUUCAAGAGAAUUCUUUGUGGCACAAAAAGGGAACACAUUUUACUCUUUGCACGAAACUUUCAUUGUUAAUGUAUAUUAUUCAGAAACAUUGUAUUGUACCAUAAAACUUGUAUUAUCGAAACUGUUGGAUGUUCAUGUGUUUGAACUUUUGAGCACCGGAUAGGCUUCCUGUAUAUAAAGUGUUGCACAUGUAUUAUGUUGUCUGAUACUAAAAUGGUCUUAUAAAGACAAGUGGACUUGGGCCCUAUUCAAGAAAGAUAAAAUAAUAAUAAUACUGUGUGAGGAAAAAAAGGCUUAAGAAAAUGUGUCAUUUUUGAGGAAGAGGGAGAAAAAAAAUAACUGUUACCUUACAGCUGUGUUUGGCCUUCCUUUCAUUUAAACUUAAGUCUAAAAUAUCUCUCUUUUGGUAUACAAACAGAUGAAUCCAAGACUAUUUUUUAUUGCUGAAGAUUCUUGCAAAAAAUAUGAGAAGGCUUUCUCACAGAGCAAGACCCCACCAUUGAAUAAGGCCCGUAUAUAUAUUUGUAAGCCUUGCGAUAUGACAAAUAGCAUUACCAUAUAUGCAAUAGUUGUUAUGUAGAUUGUCAAAGAAACUUUUUUUUUCCUGGAUACCAUUUGAAGCUUUGAGUGUUCAAGACUUUCCUUAAUGAUUUCACACAGCCAAAUUCUUGAAUCAGUUGAACUAACCUGUAUGUUACUGUUAUUAAUGUUUACUCUGCGGUCUGAACCUGGAGAUUACUGGAAUUGUUUUCCAAGAGGAAAUAAAUUCAGUUUACCAUUAUGUGUGUGUUGUGUCUU
Messenger RNA from Alligator sinensis (Chinese alligator), 6169 nucleotides. It is a transcript of the gene ZNF521, whose product is annotated as zinc finger protein 521. Gene Ontology annotation, cellular component: nucleus; chromosome. Lineage: Eukaryota; Metazoa; Chordata; Crocodylia; Alligatoridae. Gene Ontology annotation, molecular function: DNA-binding transcription factor activity, RNA polymerase II-specific; chromatin insulator sequence binding; RNA polymerase II transcription regulatory region sequence-specific DNA binding. The record is from RefSeq and is a predicted model, not a curated record. The transcript has 9 exons. Gene Ontology annotation, biological process: regulation of transcription by RNA polymerase II. The coding region runs from base 1172 to 5356 and encodes 1394 amino acids.